ACUCUUCGGAGAUGCCCAAGGACUCAUGUUCAACACAGGGAUUGGGCAGCACAUUUUGAAAAAUCCUCUAAUUGUCAACAGUAUUAUCGAUAAGGCUGCUUUAAGACCAACUGAUGUGGUGCUGGAAGUUGGGCCUGGAACUGGCAACAUGACUGUAAAAUUAUUGGAAAAAGCAAAAAAGGUAGUUGCCUGUAAACUUGAUCCAAGGCUGGUGGCUGAACUUCACAAAAGAGUUCAGGGCACUUCUCUGGCAAGCAAACUUCAAGUAAUGGUGGGAGAUGUGCUGAAAUCGGACUUGCCGUUCUUGGAUGCUUGUGUGGCAAAUCUGCCUUAUCAGAUCUCUUCACCUUUUGUCUUCAAGCUGUUGCUGCACCGACCUUUUUUCAGAUGUGCUGUACUUAUGUUUCAAAGAGAAUUUGCUCUCCGCCUAGUUGCAAAACCUGGAGAUAAAUUAUACUGCAGACUCUCGAUUAAUACACAGCUGCUGGCACGAGUGGACCAUCUAAUGAAGGUUGGGAAGAAUAAUUUCAGACCACCACCCAAGGUGGAGUCCAGUGUUGUAAGGACAGAACCAAAGAACCCACCGCCACCUAUCAAUUUUCAGGAAUGGGAUGGUUUAGUAAGAAUCACUUUUAUUCGGAAGAACAAGACACUUUCUGCUGCGUUCAAAUCAAGUGCAGUACAACAGCUGUUGGAAAAAAAUUACAGAAUUCACUGUUCAAUGAACAAUAUUACAGUACCCGAAGAUUUCAGCAUAGCAGAUAAAAUACAGCAGAUCCUAACCAGCACAGGUUUUAGUGACAAGCGGGCCAAUUCCAUGGACAUCGAUGACUUUAUCAGAUUGCUACAUGGAUUCAAUGCAGAAGGCAUCCAUUUUUCCUAGCUAUUUGGAAAACAAUUUUUCAAGACCAAGAAAAAAAUGAGUUUGUUUCUAGUAUUUGAGAAGAGCUAUGCUUUUGUUCCAUCGGGACAUAACUUGCUUUGUUACUUUUAUUUAAUACUACUGUUGUACCAUUUAUUAUCCUGUAUUUUUAAG
Messenger RNA from Jaculus jaculus (lesser Egyptian jerboa), 1036 nucleotides. RefSeq names its product probable dimethyladenosine transferase. Gene Ontology annotation, molecular function: rRNA (adenine-N6,N6-)-dimethyltransferase activity. The transcript has a single exon. Bases 26 to 883 code for a protein of 285 amino acids. Gene Ontology annotation, cellular component: mitochondrial matrix. Gene Ontology annotation, biological process: rRNA methylation. NCBI's taxonomy places the organism in Eukaryota, Metazoa, Chordata, Mammalia, Rodentia, Dipodidae. The record is from RefSeq and is a predicted model, not a curated record.